Peromyscus eremicus (cactus mouse) is the source of this 3503-nucleotide messenger RNA. It is a transcript of the gene Zyg11b, whose product is annotated as zyg-11 family member B, cell cycle regulator. The record is from RefSeq and is a predicted model, not a curated record. The transcript is spliced from 13 exons. NCBI's taxonomy places the organism in Eukaryota, Metazoa, Chordata, Mammalia, Rodentia, Cricetidae. Gene Ontology annotation, cellular component: Cul2-RING ubiquitin ligase complex. Bases 195 to 2198 code for a protein of 667 amino acids.
GCGAGCGAGGCGGAGUCUGUGUUUCGGUCAGGCUGCGGCUUGCGGCUGUAGGGCUGUAGUUCAGAGGAGGGAGGCCGAGGCCUGGGCCCAGCCCGGAGCCGCUGCCCGACCGGAGCCUCCUGGAGCCCCCGCGCCGGCUGAUCUUAGGGGCGGGCUCGGGUUCGGCCCGCCGCCGCACGCAGGACCGAGGCUGCAUGCCGGAGGACCAGGCCCACGCAGCCAUGGAGGAAGCAUCUCCCUAUUCCUUACUUGACAUCUGCUUGAGUUUCCUGACCACUAACCUUGAGAAGUUCUGUUCAGCACGACAAGAUGGAACAUUGUGUCUUCAGGAACCUGGAGUAUUUCCACAGGAGGUGGCUGAUCGACUGCUUCAGACCAUGGCAGUUCAUGGUCUGCUGAAUGAUGGAACUGUGGGAAUUUUCAGGGGUAACCAGAUGCGGCUAAAGCGCGCUUGCAUUCGAAAAGCAAAGAUUUCUGCUGUUGCUUUCCGGAAAGCCUUCUGCCACCAUAAGUUAGUAGAACUUGAUGCCACGGGUGUGAAUGCCGACAUCACUAUCACAGACAUCAUAAGUGGCCUUGGCAGUAACAAGUGGAUCCAGCAAAAUCUUCAGUGCUUAGUACUCAACUCGUUAACUCUGUCCCUCGAGGACCCUUAUGAGCGGUGUUUCAGCCGGCUUUCUGGUCUUCGAGCUCUGAGCAUCACUAAUGUGCUCUUUUACAAUGAAGACCUGGCUGAAGUGGCUUCAUUGCCUAGACUGGAGAGCCUGGACAUCUCUAACACCUCAGUCACAGAUAUCACUGCCCUGCUGGCCUGCAAAGACCGGCUCAAGUCUCUCACCAUGCACCAUUUGAAAUGUUUAAAAAUGACUACUACCCAGAUCCUGGAUGUUGUUCGGGAACUAAAACAUCUGAAUCAUCUUGACAUCUCAGAUGAUAAGCAGUUUACAUCAGACAUAGCCCUUCGAUUAUUAGAGCAAAAGGACAUCUUGCCCAAUCUUGUCUCCCUGGAUGUUUCAGGGAGAAAGCAUGUGACAGAUAAAGCUGUUGAAGCCUUUAUACAGCAGCGGCCCAGCAUGCAGUUUGUAGGUUUGCUGGCCACAGAUGCUGGUUAUUCCGAAUUCCUUACGGGCAAAGGACACUUGAAGGUGUCUGGAGAAGCCAAUGAAACUCAAAUUGCAGAAGCGUUAAGGCGGUACAGCGAAAGGGCAUUUUUUGUCCGGGAAGCUUUGUUUCAUCUUUUUAGCCUGACUCAUGUGAUGGAAAAAACAAAGCCAGAAAUCUUAAAGCUUGUGGUUACUGGUAUGAGGAACCAUCCUAUGAAUUUGCCUGUGCAACUGGCUGCUAGUGCCUGUGUGUUUAACCUAACGAAGCAGGACCUUGCUUUAGGCAUGCCUGUCCGGCUCCUUGCUGAUGUGACCCAUUUGCUGCUCAAGGCCAUGGAACAUUUUCCUAAUCACCAGCAGUUACAGAAGAAUUGCCUCCUCUCACUUUGCAGUGACCGGAUUCUUCAAGAUGUUCCAUUUAACAGGUUUGAAGCAGCCAAGCUUGUCAUGCAGUGGCUUUGCAACCACGAAGACCAAAACAUGCAAAGAAUGGCAGUUGCUAUCAUUUCCAUCCUGGCUGCCAAGCUUUCUACAGAACAAACUGCACAGCUGGGUGCUGAGCUCUUCAUAGUCCGGCAACUUCUUCAAAUAGUGAAGCAGAAAACUAAUCAAAAUUCAGUGGACACUACAUUGAAAUUUACUUUGAGUGCCCUUUGGAACCUCACAGAUGAAUCCCCAACAACAUGCAGACAUUUCAUUGAAAAUCAAGGGCUGGAACUCUUCAUGAGAGUUCUAGAGUCUUUCCCAACCGAGUCAUCCAUUCAACAAAAAGUUCUAGGACUUUUGGUAAGAUUCUUUUGGUUAGUAUCCUUUAAUCCAUUUUUCCCACUACUUGGCUGUUUUACGACACCAGGAGUCCAGCUGUGGGCAGUUUGGGCCAUGCAACACGUUUGCAGCAAGAAUCCUUCAAGAUACUGCAGCAUGCUGAUUGAAGAAGGAGGACUACAGCAUUUGUACAACAUCAAAGAACAUGAACAGACAGACCCCUACGUCCAGCAGAUUGCUGUAGCCAUUCUGGACAGUUUAGAAAAACACAUUGUGCGCCAUGGGAGGCCCCCUCCCUGUAAAAAGCAGCCCCAGGCCCGACUAAAUUGAUAGCCAUAGAUAGUUGGAUAAUGAACAACAGGAAUCAUUUUUGUGGUUGGUUCAUUUGGAAUAAUAUGCUCUCUGGUGUUGGGGUGUGUGGUGUGUGUGUGUGUGUGUGUGUGUGUGUGUGUGUGUGUGUGUGUGUGUGUAAGAGUCCUGUGAUCCAUUUGGGAUUGGUAAUGUACAGUACUGCCCAUGUGAACAGUCUGAUUUGUCUUGUGAUUUUUAACUUAUGAAGCAAGAAAGGUCUUCCUUCAUUAUUGUCUUUUAGGAAAUCUUUCAGUGUUUGAACUUAACCUGUGCUUGAGAUGCUACAGUUUUAUGAUAAAUUGCACGAACCCUUAUGCCAGACUUGUCUAGAGUCCCUUCCAGGUCAUUUGCAGCCAGGUCAUUUGCAGCGUGAGCAGGGCUGCUGAUGUGACAUCGGCUCUGCUUCGGUUGUAAGUUUUAUACUACUUCUGUAAAAAUGCCCUCAUUCUCUGUGUAUCUCUCACAAGAUGCGCUUCUUUGUGUGAGUGGAAAUCCACUGUGUCUCUGGAAGCUCUUGGCUGUUUGGAGCCUGGAUAGCAGUCAAAGAAAUACAAAAGAAAAGCCUUGGACGAAGAACGGAGUUGAAAGGACUUAGACACUGCUUUUAUGGCGUAGCUCUGAGAGUGGGACAGGUUCUCCUUGUCUCCCUCUGCCGAGGCCGGGAGCAGGAGCUGUUCUCCAUGCCGAACGCUGGAAGCAGGGACUGUUUCUGCAGGUUACUCUAGAGAUACUCCCCAGUUACCACAGUAUCCUGUGUCAAAGCCUCUCUGAGACACUGUCUGUCAUGUUGUAAAAGAGUGCAGUUUUUUAAAUGUCGUUGGUUAAAACUGGCCGUUUUUACCCCUUCUUUCCCAAAGUCAGUCUUACUCAGUGGAGUAGAGACUACUCACAAGAGUUAAUUUGCUUAGUUAAAAUACAAAUUGACAACAGAAAAUUUGCUAUGAAAAUUUAACCUUGAGCUGGGCUGUGGCUCAGUGGUAGAGAGUGUUCUUAGCAUGUAUGGAUUCAAUACCCAGCACUACACACAAAAAUGUUAAUUUUUCUUAUGAUAACAUGCAGAUAUCUGUCAGCAUAAAUGGCUCAUUCCUGUACUCUUAUCACUCAGGAGACGAGGCAGGAGGGGUGCCGUGAGUCUGAGGCCAACCUAUGUUAGAGUGACCUUUAGUAUAUCUUCAUUAUGUGUUCAUGUUAGAAAAGGAUGUCCACAUCCCACGUCCAAACAUGCAAGAGAAGAAUAGGCUGCUGCUAAAUGAUUAAAUAUGUAGCUGACCAGGUAAAAGGAAA